Messenger RNA from Cuscuta epithymum, 3665 nucleotides. The record is from the annotation of a GenBank genome assembly. Lineage: Eukaryota; Viridiplantae; Streptophyta; Magnoliopsida; Solanales; Convolvulaceae.
GUAGAGAGACAUCGUUUAAUCUGGUGCUCUCUUUGUCUCCCCUAACUCUGGCGACCACCAUCAAUACUUCCACAAUCGGUGAAUCUGAUGCUUCUCCUAAGUUGGUCGGCCCACAAUUCUUUGUAUCCAACAUAAAUUUCAUUAACCAUAGGAAAAAAUUUGUGUCACAUGACACCUGGCGCUUUGGCAAAUAACUGAAGUCGGUCGCGAAAACAGCCACGUCGCUCAUCUUGCCGUUGGUGUCGGAAAAGGUGAACAUCACCGGCCAGAGUUUUGCGUCGUUCGUCUAUAACUCCGACGGCUAGUUUAGUCACAGCCACUGGCAUGAAUUACGAGCGGCGGCUUAUAGCGGCGGCGAAGUACACCUACGCCGAUGACUCAAGUGCUGCAGACGCGUCGCAGCUUAGCUCCGCCGACUUAGGAGUAGAAGCGACGCUUAAGCCUCACCAAGUUGAAGGAGUCUCAUGGCUUAUCCGGAGAUAUCGUCUCGGCGUCAAUGUCAUUCUCGGGGAUGAGGUAUGGCUUCCAAUGUUCGUGGGUUUGUUUCCAUAAACUCAUGCCUUUUUAUAGUGUCAUCGCUUGAAAUUUCAGAAAUGGGAUUGGGGAAAACGCUGCAAGCAAUCUCUCUUUUGAGCUACUUGAAGGUUUCACAAAAAUCUCCUGGUCCUUUUUUGGUAUUGUGCCCACUUAGUGUGACUGACUCUUGGAAGUCUGAAUUUGCAAAAUUUGCUCCAAAGCUGAAUGUUAUCUGUUAUAAUGGGGAGAAAGAGCAUCGGCGCAACCUGCGUAGGAAAAUGCACGAGCAUGUUACCAAGGAAUCACAGGUAUCCAAGGCUCCAUCACUGCCUUUUGAUGUUCUAUUAACAACUUAUGACAUAGCAUUGGUUGAUCAAGAGUUUCUUUCCCAAGUUCCAUGGCAUUAUGCAAUAAUUGAUGAAGCACAAAGACUGAAGAAUACACACAGUGUCUUGUACAGAGUCCUGAAAGAACGGUUUCUCAUGCCAAGGAAAUUACUGAUGACUGGCACACCUAUACAAAACAACCUUUCUGAACUUUGGGCGUUGACGCACUUUUGUAUGCCUUCAAUUUUUGGGACAUCAGAGCAGUUCCUCUCUGCAUUCAAGGAAGCAGGAGAUUCUUCAUGCCUUGAUGCAGGAAGAGCCAAUAGGCAACUCAAAAUAUUGAAAUAUAUACUAGGGGCUUUUAUGCUUAGAAGAACUAAAACUCAACUCAUUGAAUCUGGAACUCUUGUACUACCUUCUCUAACUGAGAUAACAGUGAUGGCACCUUUAGUUGAACUGCAGAAGGCGGUGUAUAUGUCAAUAUUGAGAAAGGAACUACCCCAGUUGCUAGCUCUUUCUUCUGGAGGCUCAACUCGGUCAUUGCAGAAUAUUGUAAUACAGCUAAGAAAAGCAUGUAGUCACCCUUACCUUUUUCCUGGCAUUGAGCCUGAACCAUAUGAAGAGGGUGAGCACCUGGUGCUGGGUAGUGGCAAACUUCUUAUUCUGGAUUGUCUACUUCAGAAAUUGCAUGUUUCUGGACAUCGUGUUCUUCUUUUUGCCCAGAUGACCCAAACUCUUGAUAUAUUGCAAGAUUACCUGGAGCUGAGAAAAUAUUCCUAUGUGCGUCUAGAUGGUUCUAUUCGGGCAGAGGAACGAUUUGCUGCAAUAAGAAGUUUUGGCCAGAGACUAUCCAAAGGAAGUUCAGAUUCAGAAGCUGAUCAGCAUGAAUCUUUUGUCUUUAUGAUUUCAACAAGAGCUGGAGGGGUUGGAUUGAAUCUCGUGGCUGCUGAUACAGUGAGUAUGGCACAACUUCGUUAUAUGGGAUUAUCAAAUCGAAUCUGAACUACAUUUUAUUCACUAUUCAAUCAUAAUAACUUCAAAAGUAUUUACUGAGCUGCUUCUGUUUUUUGUUCAAAUUUUCCAAUGCUCACUUUCAACAUUCCUUCUAGAGUAUUUGCUGUCUGAAAGUAUGAUAACCCCUCAGCAGCUAUUUGUGCUGCUAUCGUCGUGAUAUUGAAAUAGGCAUUUUGUCCUAAUGCUCUCUUAUUACUUUGAAAGGGAUCAUAAUCCAUGAGCGGCUCAGUGCAAAAGUGGGAUGGAAUCAACUCAAUCAAGUCUGGUUAUAUUUUAUGAGCAGGAUUGGAAUCCCCAGGUGGACAAGCAAGCUAUGCAGCGUGCUCACCGGAUUGGUCAAAUGAAUGAUGUUUUAUCUAUUCACUUAGUUACCAAGAGUACAGUGGAGGAGGUCAUCAUGCGAAGAGCAAAUAAAAAAUUGCAGCUGAGCCAUAGUAUCAUAGGCAAGGAUAUUACAGAUGGGGAUAUGAAAGAGAAUGGGAAAGGAAUUCCAGGCGCAGAUUAUGGUGAUUUACGAUCUAUCGUAUUUGGCUUACACAUGCUAGAUCCCAUGGAAAUUAGCAAAGAAAACUCUGAUAAAGUGGAUAUGAGUGAGUUAAAUGCAAUGGCUGAAAAAGUAGUUCUGUUACGCAAGGAGCGACGUUUGGAUAAGUUUCAGAUGAAUUAUGCGGACAUACGUAACGGGAGUUGUUCUAUCACUGAGGGAGCAGAUUCUGUUCAUCUGGAUCCUGCUGUAGACGAAAUUUCAUACCAAUCUUGGAUUGAAAAGUUCAAGGAAGUAUUGCAGGAAAAUAAUGCCACAACUAUGGAAACGGGAAGUAGUAGAAGGUUACUGGAGGAGAAUCAUUUAAAAGCUGAAGCUGCAAGGAAAAGGGCAGAGGAGAAAAAAAUUACCAAAUGGGAAGCUCUAGGUUAUAAUUCAUUGUCUGUGAAAGAUCCAGUUUGCCCUGAUGAUAAGGAUGCUAUAUCGGAUUCUGGUUCUGUCCAUUUUGUUUAUGGGGAUUGCACACUUCCCUUGAACGUGUGUCCAUCAGAGCCAACAGUUAUUUUCAGCUGCGUUGAUAACUCAGGAAACUGGGGACAUGGAGGAAUGUUUAAUGCACUAGCCAAACUUUCACCAAGUAUCUCUAAGGCAUAUGAGCAAGCUUCUGAAUUUGGUGAUCUUCACUUAGGUGAUCUUCAUCUCAUAGAAAUUACAGAGGAUUGCAGUAGUAACAGUAUGUUACCUCACACUCCCCAAUGGGUUGCUUUGGCUGUUGCGCAGUCAUACAAUCCGAGGAGAAAAGUCCGGAGGAGUAACAUAUCCAUCCCCGACCUAGAAGAGUGCCUACUGAAAGCAUCCUAUGUUGCUGCUCAGAAGUCUGCAUCAAUCCACAUGCCACGGAUUGGCUAUCAAGGUGGGAUUGACAGGUCAGAAUGGUACACCAUUGAGCGUCUCCUGCGGAAAUAUGCAGCCAUUUUUGGCAUAAAGUUUUAUGUGUAUUACUUUGGGCGUUCUGCACAAGCAUAGACUACAAACCACGCCUCUUUAUAUCUCUUAUAUACAUCUUUUAUGAAUUGAGUGUUGCUAUUAUUUAUGACGUGUGGGCUUAUGCACUGUUCGUGACCUACUAACACCGUAUCUCUUUUUAGGGAACGUUUGUUACGAUGUAAAGUAAACACUUUGCGUGUAAAGUGUAAGGAAGUAAACAUUUUACACCGUUUGUUUUAACUAUUUAAUGUAAACUGUAGGGCACUUUUUUAUCAACAUUUUACACUGUACCAUGUAAAAUAUUUUACAUGGGAGGAGAGUCAUAAACUACUUUACAC